UUCAGUUCCCCGCGGGCAACCAAAAUAAUAGUCCUGAUCGGCUACGACUACGACCAGCUACGAAGAACCAUAGUUAGCGAACAUGGCUCAAAAGGGUCAUCAAAUCAAGCAGCAACCUAUAGAGGAGAGUGAAGACGAAGAAUAUGAACAGCAAGCCCUGAUUUUUCAGUAUCUAUCUAAAUCUAGAGUAAACAAAGACACAUUGUGGAGCGUUAUCAUUCCCCAUAUAAUGUCAAUGGGUUUUUCCACUGUGGAUGACCUUCAAGACCUUGAGAUGAAAUAUCUCGACAAUAACGAUAUUACACCGCUAGACAAAGAUAGAAUCAUAAAGGUGGUCUCAUCAUCAAAAAGUUUGGAAGCUUUUACAAAUCAAGUGUCAAAAGCGGCACAGCAAGAUAAAGAAGACACAAUAUACAUUCGUUACAUUCUAUGCAGCAGAGAUCUAUUCUCAAAUGAUAUCAAGGAGUCAACAAUUGAAGAUAUUAAGCGUACCACACCUCUUAAAGAUAUAAUAGCUGUCAUUUAUGAUAAUAGUAAUGUAGCAGCUAAUGAGGUGGCUGAGUUGUAUUCUGGUGAAGGAUAUCCACUACACAGCAAUGAACUGACUAAUGAAGAAUCAUUGAUGAGGUGGGGUAUUGAUGAUGGUGACCUUUUUUAUGUCCUAAUAAGAAAAAAAGAUCAGCCUGGACAGCUACAGUUUGCUACACUACCUAAAGUUGAUUAUGACAUAGGUCAGGAAAGCUUUAUAGUAGAAACACCCUUUAUGAAAGACUUCACUGUUAAUGCUUAUAUUGAUUCUGAUUCACCUGAAGACAUAGCACAGAAAAUAUAUAGUAUCACUAAUAUACCAGUACCAUACAUGAGCUUAUAUGUAAGGAAAGGUUGUCAUUUUGGAAAGCUUAACACAUUUACAGAAUUGAAUGAUGAUGAUAUUAUUCGUGUUGUUUUACGCAACCCACAAGAAGUAGCCACUCCACGGUCACGUCAUUAUGGCAGUCGUAGUUAUAAUCCUUUGGUACCUCAAACAAAUGAAGGGAUCUCCAAGUUCUUUUCAAUUUUAAAAUUUUUGUGUUCAGUGCAGACAUACAAUAAGGAAUAUAAAUUUGAGAAGCUCCUGUGUUAUAUGUUGAAAAUAACAGAGUUCCCACCACUAGUGCAUGCUCUUUAUACGUUAAAGGAACAAUCAUUUUUAACUAUAGCAGGAUGGACUGCACUUAUUGAGGGCUGCUACUGUCUUUUUAAAGCUAUUUUAAGUCACCAAAUACAUGUAUCUGAUGAUGAAGUGUUUGAGUUUUCUGAUUACACUUGGGGAUUACUAAUACAUUUGUCUAAAGAAAUAACCGAAAUUAAUUGUGUUGAAUUCAAUCAAGUGUCUCUUGUGUGUCCAUUAUCAGAGAAGAGGAUACAAACACCAAUUCAUGUAGUCAAUAACUCUGACCUGGGACCCUUUGAUAAAACUAACAUACUCUCAGCACCACAAAGCUUGUCAAAUUAUGGAAUAGAUUUUGAAGUGACAGGUGACAUUUUAAUAGAAGAUGAAGAUACAGCUCGAUACCUUAUGUAUUAUCCUUGGGAAAAUGAUGACAAAAUAUUUGUGUGGGAAAAUCCACCUAAACCAGAUAUAUCUAUGACAUGUAAGAAAGUAUGUGUGCAGUAUAGUUUGGAUAUGAUAACUGACUCUUUGUCUGAAUUGUGCAUUGUUCAUCCUCAUGGUCUGUUUGCUGGAAAUGAAUGCUUGACAUAUAUAAAUAGAGGUCAAUUGGUAUAUUUUCUUGGUGCUGCUAAAGGCACAGAUGAGAAGCGUAGAUUAUAUAACCCUGUUUCCAGCAAUGAAGAGUACAUUUUAUCACUCUCUAAAGCUGAAUUAAUGACUAUUGGACAUCAACAGUUAAAGGAAUUUGUAUCACAUGAUUUAACAGCUAAUUUAAAGGCUAUCAGUGGUAUUUAUAGUCCACAGGAACUGACUAUUACAAGAUUGUCAGCUGUCAUAGAGCCACAGGAAAGCAUUCAAUGGGAACCUGAAGAAGCCAUUGUUGUUUUACUCGACCACAGUGGCUCAAUGGGCAGUGCAGUAUAUUCAGAGUUGCCAAAUUUGAGAAGAAUAGAUGCUGCUAAAGAGUUAUUUAAUGCUUUUGCUACAAGAACACAAGCUUAUAAACUGCAUCAUGCAUUUGGCCUGACUGUAUUUGAUCAUGGUGUAGAAACAACAUUAGCAUUGACAAAAAAUGUAGAAAAUUUUGAGGAUAGCCUAAAAGGAGUUGAGCCAAGUGGAGGUACAGAAAUUCCUACUGCUAUAAUAAAUGCUGUGACACAACUUUCAAGAUACAGUUGUAUGAAGAGAAUACUUUGUUUAACUGAUGGUGAUUAUGAUGCAUCAUAUGAAUCUGCAUUUAAUUUUGUUAAAGCAUAUAAUGUCGUAGUGGAUACUGUAUUACUGAUGGAAGCUGAUGUCACUAAUAAACUGAAAGCUCUUUCACAUGCCUCAGGUGGAGUAUGUAUUCGUCCUCGCUCAAUGCAAGAGGCUUUAAAAUUUUUUGAAUUGGACUCUGUACUCUCAUUGAGGGAAAGACAACUGUCAUAUUCUUAUGCUGGACAACCAUUGCAUAGAUGUAGUUAUACACAAUUCGAAACUGAAAACAGUUUUAGAUCCAAACACCAAUUGAGCUAUCAACAGCUGCAAACAAUAACAGUUAAAAGUUACAUUGACAGAGAUAGAACUGCUUUACAAUCAAACACAUCUUCUAAGCAAAGAAGAAUUUUGAAAGAAAUGAGGGACUUUUUACAUAGUCCACAUGAUGACAUAAGAAUCUAUCCCUGUGAUACUGAUUGCAACAAGUGGAAAGUUUUAAUGAGAGGACCCCAAGAGACCUGCUAUGAAAAUGGUGCCUUUGUUCUCGGUAUUGAAUUUCUUGAGGGAUAUCCCAGUGUACCACCAGAGGUCAGAUUCCUGACGCCAAUCUAUCAUUGUAAUAUCAGUUCCAGUAGUGGUAGGAUAUGCCACAGUAUUCUGGGAGAGGCCUACACUCCAGCUACUAGUGUGAAGGAUAUAUUGUGUCACAUAUAUGGGCUACUAAUGUCACCUGAUCUUGACAGUCCAUUAGACAGUACACUAGCAGAUGAGUUUGGGUAUCUUAGGCACAGAGAAGAGGAUCUAGAUAAAGACAUUGAUUGGUACGAGUAUUUCCAUGAAGCAGAUGAAUAUUUUAGAAAGGCCCAGUCACAUGUACGUACUCAUGCUAUGAAGUCUUUUGAUGCAUUACACUUAGAAUUAUCUGCUGCAUACUGAACAUGGACUAUAAUAACUUUGCUAACACAUUAGUAUAUUGCCCUGUAAACUCUGAUAGCUUUAGUAGUUUUUAUUACUUGUAGAUACCAGUAAA
Amphimedon queenslandica is the source of this 3380-nucleotide messenger RNA. RefSeq lists its product as uncharacterized. The record is from RefSeq and is a predicted model, not a curated record. NCBI's taxonomy places the organism in Eukaryota, Metazoa, Porifera, Demospongiae, Haplosclerida, Niphatidae. The coding region runs from base 83 to 3286 and encodes 1067 amino acids. The transcript is spliced from 27 exons.